CUGGGAGGGUAGCGGAGGCCGGCUUGCCCCGCCCCCGCCCUCAGCGCGGAGCUUCCCUUCCGCGCCCAGACCUGCCCGCUGCCUUUCCGCGAGCGCAGGCGGCGGCUGCUGGUGUGUCUUUCUCUCCCCUCCGCAGAGGCCGCUUUUGCAGCUCUUCCGCGGCGAGCAUGGCAGCUCGGAGACGCGGGGCCGCCCUGGGACUCUGCGCCACAGUUUUUUUACUAGAUAUGGCUUUCUGUAAAGGAUUUGUAGAAGACUUAGAUGAAUCGUUUAAAGAUAAUCGAAAAGAUGACAUUUGGCUUGUAGAUUUUUAUGCACCAUGGUGUGGCCAUUGUAAAAAACUGGAACCGAUCUGGAAUGAAGUUGGUCUGGAGAUGAAAAGCGUUGGUUCUCCAGUUAAAGUUGGGAAGAUGGAUGCUACUUCCUAUUCUAGCAUUGCUUCAGAGUUUGGAGUUCGAGGUUAUCCAACAAUUAAGCUAUUGAAGGGGGACUUGGCCUAUAAUUACAGAGGACCGCGAACUAAAGAUGAUAUAAUUGAGUUUGCUCACAGAGUGUCUGGAGCUCUAAUUCGGCCCCUUCCAAGUCAGCAAAUGUUUGAACAUGUCCGGAAGAGACAUCGUGUAUUUUUUGUUUAUAUAGGUGGAGAGUCACCUUUGAAGGAGAAAUACAUCGAUGCUGCUUCAGAGUUAAUUGUUUACACAUACUUUUAUUCUGCCUCAGAAGAAGUCGUUCCUGAGUAUGUGACCCUGAAAGAGAUGCCCGCGGUGCUUGUUUUCAAAGAUGAAACCUACUUUGUUUAUGAUGAGUAUGAAGAUGGUGAUCUGUCAUCUUGGAUCAACAGGGAGAGGUUUCAGAAUUACCUUACAAUGGACGGCUUCCUCUUGUAUGAACUUGGAGACACCGGAAAGCUCGUGGCUAUUGCAGUUAUUGAUGAGAAAAACACAUCAGCUGAACAUACCAGAUUAAAGUCAAUUAUUCAGGAAGUUGCUAGAGAUUAUAGAGACCAGUUCCACAGGGAUUUUCAGUUUGGCCAUAUGGAUGGAAAUGACUAUAUAAAUACAUUGCUGAUGGCUGAAUUGAAAGUCCCAACUGUGGUUGUACUGAAUACUUCAAACCAACAGUACUUUUUAUUAGAUAGACAGAUUAAUAAUGCUGAAGACAUGGUCCAGUUCAUUAAUAACAUUUUGGAUGGCACAGUCGAUGCCCAAGGAGGUGAUAGCAUUUUGCAGAGAUUGAAAAGAAUGGUUUUUGAUGCCAAAUCUACUAUUGUGUCUGUGUUCAGGAGCUCUCCGCUCUUGGGCUGCUUUCUCUUCGGCCUGCCGCUGGGGGUCGUCAGCAUCAUGUGCUACGGCAUCUACACGGCGGACGCGGACGGGCACGACGAGCGCUACGAAGUGGUGCGCGGUGAGGGCGGCGGCGCCGCGCUGCCGGACGAGGGCGCGGGGCAGCCGGAGCCGAGCGGCGCAGACCCGCCAGCGCCUGCGGCGCAGGAACCCAAGGAUGUGUUAGAAAAGAAGAAGGAUUAAGACUUUCCCGGGAUGAAAUACUUGAUAGGAUUCAAAUUAUUAAAGAGUCUAUUUAUUGAAUUCAGACACUGAAUCAUGACCUUCACAGAAGAGAACAUGGUAUCUGUGUUCUGCUAAUACCAACUGCAUGGGUUAAAAUAGUCCUUUCGUAAGUGGGGAGAUGUUGGGAGCAAAGAGCAAAAUCAAAACACUCCAUCAGAGUUUACCUUAUAGAUGUUGUUAUGCCACAUCAAUUCUAUUUGCAUGUUUCUCUAUCUGAAUAUUCUGUGACAACAUUAAGGUUCUUGGGCAGAAUAUUUAACUUGGCCAGUCAGGUAGAAGACACAUGUGCGAGAGAAGAAGAGUGCCUCCCCCUCCCAGCGUCCGUUUCUUCUCACGUUUGGAUGAGAUUUAUAUGGACAAAAUUAAGUCUUUAAAAUAUAGGCACUUUAAGGAGAACUAACAACUUUUUUCCAAGGAUCAAAUUAAGAUUAUGAUUUUGUAUAGCAUAGUGAUUUUAUUUUGUUAUUAUUUUUAAAGGAGAGGAAAUGUUACUUUUUACCUUUAUACUCAGUUGCAUUAUAAAACUUUCAUAUGGGCCUAUAUAAGUGGGGAAAAAACAGUCUUAUGUUCAGUUUUUGCAGCAUAAAUAGGAUUUACUGGGAGCAGUGAUUUAAAACCAUGCCCUGGACGCUUAGUAGGGGUCUCAGCCAACAUGGCAGGCAGGGAGGAUCUCUGUUACUCCUGCCCUGCUUUAUCCAGAACAGCCUACUUUUUCCUCUCUGUUUUAUAUAUUGGGAUUUCUUCUAAAAUUUUUCUUUGAUAAAAAGCUCCUCCUGCUUUUUAAAAAGUAAUAUAUAUCAUAUUUUUGUUUAUAGUGUAAGUUUAUGGUAACUUAGGAUUUAAUAUGUGCAUAUGUAUAUCUAUACGUACACAUACACAGGAAGUGCAUUGGCAUACACUUGCCAUGUGGUAUUAUGGGUGUGUCUGUUCACAAUGAGUAAUGAGUGACAUCAUCAGCCUGUUAACAUUCACGUCUGGUGAUUCAGGAGAUCUGCCAGUUCACUUCCCCAUUGUCCCAGUGUGUCAUCCAGUUCAGCCAGUGACCUCUCAUCUUCUCCCCAUAAUAAAGUAACGUAGGAAUUCUUUCCCAAGUAAUGUACAAAAUUGGUACUGUUUUAAUACCAGUAUGGUAUGUUUAUUGUAGAUUAGUUUAUUUUUUGAGGUCUUCAUUUUAGUCAAGUUUAGGAUUUAAGGUGACUGUUAUUUGGGUGGUUAUUCAUUGAGUUAUUAGACAUUUUUAAAAUGUUUCAUCACUUUAAAAAUACAUAAUUCAUGGUCCUGAUCCUGUAGUUGUCCAGGGCUGUGGUCCCAAAGGUUCCCCAGUGGUUAUUUCUGAUGCCAUUCUGAUCACUACUAACCUGAAACUCUUCUAUCUUAAGUUCUAAGGAGUGACUGGUAAUUGCUCUCUUGUACCCAUGUACUCUUUUAGGAUAUAAUAAUUACUUAUUCUUAGUGUUUGGCACCCCAUUAUAAUUUUUAUAAGUGAAGCACAUAUGCAAUCAAGUGAAACUUCAGGAAACACAGAAUGAAAUGUUAUUCUUAAAUGGGAAUUAGGAAUAAAUGCUGUUAAUUUGACAAGGAGAUGCCUCUCUAACGAGUAAGGAGAGAUUCUUUUGGAAGGUCAGUAUGAGCGAUGGCCGCGGUCGGGCUUGUUUGCAGCAGUGAGAAGCUCAGGUGAGUGCAGGUGCCUCGCGGGAGUCCUGACCUCCAGGGAAGGGGGUCUUAGCUGCCACCGUGACAGGAGGAAACUGGAGUAGCAGUGUCACUGCUUUUUUCUUCAUGUUUAUCACUGACAGAUGUCUGUCAUCUGCAUAGUUUCGUCUUUUGUCAAGUGCACCGAUAAAGACCAAAACGGGGGGAAAAAGGUAGAGCUUAAUGUGUAUCAGCGAAGUCCAGUGAUCUUUGUCUUCUGAGAUCUCCAUCUCUUUAAGAUAAUGCUUUAGUUCUCUGCCACCGUUUUUCACAGCUCUAUACUGUUGCCCCAUAUUCUUUGUGUGUUUUCAAAAUGUAUCUAUUAGGAAAACAAAAUGUAUAUUUGGAUUAUAAGUGGAUUAUUUUAAUUUUUUUUUGUAUUAAACAUUUGCUUUUUACUUCUCUCUACUUUAGGAUAUUGUUACAAAAACCUCACAAAACAAAUGUAAAACUUUUGCUCACUAGUAUGGUUUUCCUUUCAAUAUCAUAUCAGAGUUUUCUAGAAAUGCUGUUUUCAUUUUAGAAAAAUGGCUUCAGAAUAAAGGUAGGUUUCUUAAUCUGGUAGGAGGACACAGAUCCAUCAUCCUAACGCAGGGAUGAGUCUUGUGCUGUGAUUACAUAUCAUUGGGGGAAUACCCUUCAGUAAGUUGCAAUUUUGCAGUUUCAAUAAAGUUCUGUUUCUGACUUUUCAAAUACAGGAUCCUAGAUGCUUGCUCUUGCUGAGUCUGGUCCUCAGACAAUUUUCAAAGAUAUUUCAAAGAGAGAAAGUAUGUAUUUUUAUUGAGCUGUGCACCCCAUUAUAGCUUGUAAUCCUUUUUGUUUGUUUCACUGUCUACAUUAAUCUUUUUCUAGCUCUCUGAAACUUACCUGAGGUGCAUUAGACCUGGAAUUUUCACUUUCUUCUUCAUACAUAAUGCUCCCUGGUAUCUGAUUUAGAAAUAACAUUGAGCCAGAUGUCUAGAGGCUGAAGGAACGGUUUAUAUGAAUAGUAAAAUAAUUAGCUAUAUUGUUUUUGUUUAGUGGAUUUUUGUUCUUGUUGAUGCUUCUUGUGUUCUGUUUAAGGAGCUUUUUGGUUUGGAUUUUGCAAAAAGUAAUUUAAAUAUUUUCAUAACUGUUUCAUAUGAUAUGGAGGUAGGACAGGGAAAAAUCACUCAUCUUAUUAUGCAGAAAUUGUUCAAAUAAGUGCAGGAUGUUAAGACUAUCAAUUGGUGAGGUUAGGUUUACCAUUUUAUUUUUAUAAAUAUAUAUUUUUUCUGAAUGUGUCCGAGUCCAAGAGUGGGCAAAAAAUAAUUUUCUACUUUGGACUAAUCUAUAAAGGUUUUUGAAAGUCUGUAUUACUAACUUGUUGAAUUCAUGAUAUCCUGCCUUAAGGCACCAAUUGUAAACCUUUGUUUUUCUAAAAUAAAUUAAUGGAAAACAUGUAA
Camelus dromedarius (Arabian camel) is the source of this 4684-nucleotide messenger RNA. It is a transcript of the gene TMX3, whose product is annotated as thioredoxin related transmembrane protein 3. Lineage: Eukaryota; Metazoa; Chordata; Mammalia; Artiodactyla; Camelidae. Gene Ontology annotation, biological process: peptidyl-cysteine oxidation. The record is from RefSeq and is a predicted model, not a curated record. The transcript has 16 exons. Gene Ontology annotation, cellular component: cell surface; endoplasmic reticulum. Gene Ontology annotation, molecular function: protein disulfide isomerase activity. Bases 168 to 1526 code for a protein of 452 amino acids.